AUGACAUCAUCAUCAGAAGGAGAGAUUCUUCAAGUUGGACAGGUCAUCAGAGAACGAUGGAAAAUAGUGAGUCUAUCUGGAGAGAAUUACUGUAGAAUCAUCUCUUUUCAGAAGGCGAAAAUAGGUGGAGGUGGAUUUGGAGAAAUCUAUGAGGCCACAGAUGUUCAGAAUCAUCAUGAACGGGUAGCAAUAAAGGUUGAAUCUAGCAAAGCGACGAAACAAGUGCUCAAAAUGGAGGUCGCAGUUCUUCGACGACUCCAAGGCAAAAAACACGCGUGUAAAUUCUACGGGUGCGGUCGAAACGACAAAUUCAAUUACUUGGUGAUGAGUCUACAAGGCAAAAAUCUGGCCGAUUUGCGAAGAGAAGCACCAAAACAGUGCUUCAAUUUGAGUACGGCCGUUCGAGUCGGACUACAAAUUCUAAACGGGAUCCGCGAAAUUCAUUCAAUUGGAUUCUUGCACAGAGAUGUCAAACCGUCGAACUUCGCAAUGGGACGAACAUCACAAACCAUGCGAAAUGUGUACAUGUUAGAUUUCGGUCUUGCCCGUCAAUAUUUGAAUGCAAAAGGAGAAAUCAGAAGUCCCAGAAGUGCGGCUGGAUUCCGAGGGACUGUUAGAUAUGCAGCUGUCACUGCACAUAAGAACAAGGAAAUGGGAAGACAAGAUGAUUUGUGGUCCCUUUUCUAUAUGCUCACAGAGUUUCUUCAAGGACAGUUGCCAUGGAGAAAAAUUAAAGACAAAGAUGAAGUUGGAAAAAUGAAAGAAGAAGCAGAUUUGAAUGCUCUUUUGGAUGACUGUCCAAAUGAAUUACAUCUUUUUGCGGCUCAUUUGAAAACUCUCGGAUAUGCUGAUACUCCUGAUUAUAACUACUUGGAAUCACUUCUCAAUAAAAUCGUCAAAGACAAUGACAUCAGUUGGGAAGAACCGUACGAUUGGGAAUUGGGUUACGAUAACAUGGCGAGUAGACAAAAACAGCAAACAAAUGGGAAUAUAUCAGCUAGAUUGAAAUCCCAUACGACCGCAGUAAUCAGAGAUCAACGAAACGAGAACAGGGCUCUUGAUACGCAAGCACCGAUAACAAUGGGAGAAGAUGAAGACGAACAAACGAAUGGACAAAUGGCAAAUUUAGGGGCGGGGUUCGAAAGUGCACACGAAAAAGCGGCGGAGAAACCAAAGUACAAAAGGCACGAAUUCCUAAAACCUAAAUAUGGAACUGUAAAUUUGGAUGUUAUUGAUGCUGUCAACGCAAGAUUCGCAGCUUGUGACGAAGAAAACUAUCGAGGAGGAUCCGCAGAUGUUGAAGCAAACUUCCAGUUGCCAUCUUCGAUCUUGAAAACUCAAGCACAAGUUGCAGAGUCUUCUCUUUCUAUUAAGAGGGUUGCAGGACUUCCUGUUGACAAAACAAGGAGUAAUAAAUCCAUUACGCUAUCCAUCAACAACCGAUAUAAAUCUGGUGCAAAAACAAAUAAGAUCUCGUCAUUCGAUAACACAAAUGCUCAAAUGGAUGACAAUUCAGCGAACAAUGUGAGAACUGCUCAGACGAUAAUGAGCAAAUGGCAAGGAUCAUUUGACGCGAGUUGUGAAGAAAUGAUGGAUGGUGCAGACACGGAAGAAAGAGCUCAAGGAAGACUGAAUCCAGCAUUCCCAGUUCCAAAAGCUUCUUUACUCUCAACUCCACGAUCAAUGGACUCGAAUACAUCACCGGGUGGUAACUCCCCAUCUUCUCCAAUGAAUCCAAGAGCUUCUCCAAUACAACAACGCCGACUAUCUCGAUCAGAAAAAGACAGAAAUGGAAUGCAUCGGACGGCAAGUUGUGGAGCUCCUCAAUCAAACAGUAUUAUUAGUCAUUUCAAGGGAUUGAUCAAUUCCUUCAACAAUCUCGGUGUUGGUAGUCGGUUAUCAAGAACGACGUCCAUUGAUGAAACUGCGAAUCGCCAAAAUUCUGCACCUCCUCCAACGAGUCAACACCAAACGGCCUAUCGAAACGAUGAUAACAGUUACGGAAUGAGACAUUCGACAUCGAUGGGAGUUCAAAACAGUCAGAAUACGCAACGAAUCAGUGCAACGUUUAAUGCAUUCGAGUCGCCAGAAGAACGAGAAAGACGAAGAGAACGAAGAAUGAGACGACGAAGUGUUGAAAGCAACGGAAGAGUGAGUUUUUCUUUUAAAGUCGAAUUGGAGACUCCUCCUCCAUCAGUUCGUUCUCCAGUCAUCGUCAACAAAUCAUCAGUUGUUCAUGCACCUGCAAACUCUCCUCCUGUAAAAAUUCGUGAUAACGGAAUCGACGAAGAAUUCCGAAUUCCACUCGAAGAAAACAACAAACCGCUGCUUUUCUAUAAACGAAAAAGAUAUCAAUUUUUGAAUUUUCCAAGAACUUCAUCUAAAUCAUAG
Caenorhabditis briggsae is the source of this 2391-nucleotide messenger RNA. Gene Ontology annotation, cellular component: cytoplasm; nucleus. NCBI's taxonomy places the organism in Eukaryota, Metazoa, Nematoda, Chromadorea, Rhabditida, Rhabditidae. The record is from RefSeq and is a predicted model, not a curated record. The transcript has 12 exons. Gene Ontology annotation, biological process: peptidyl-serine phosphorylation; signal transduction. The coding region runs from base 1 to 2391 and encodes 796 amino acids. Gene Ontology annotation, molecular function: ATP binding; protein serine/threonine kinase activity.